Dalotia coriaria is the source of this 3414-nucleotide messenger RNA. It is a transcript of the gene Top1, whose product is annotated as topoisomerase 1. The record is from RefSeq and is a predicted model, not a curated record. Gene Ontology annotation, molecular function: DNA topoisomerase type I (single strand cut, ATP-independent) activity; DNA binding. The coding region runs from base 120 to 2819 and encodes 899 amino acids. Lineage: Eukaryota; Metazoa; Arthropoda; Insecta; Coleoptera; Staphylinidae. The transcript has 5 exons. Gene Ontology annotation, biological process: chromosome segregation; DNA replication; DNA topological change. Gene Ontology annotation, cellular component: nucleolus; chromosome.
CCACACUCACGCAUGCGCAGUUGCGCGAAAGCAGUACUUUGUCGACGGCGAGCUCAAGCUCGUCGCCGGACGUCGCAGCGCCCGCAAACGGCAAAGUGUUGUGUUCCGAGCACGCCGCUAUGGACGUCGAUAAUUCAGCGUCUGAGCCUGUCUCGCCGUCGAACAACCACCAGCACGAGAAUGGCAUGACGAACGGGUUCAGCUCGCCGGACAAGCACAAGAGUUCCAAGUCGGAGCAUCGCGACAAGCAUCGUGAUCACAAGAGUCGCAGCAAGGACCACAAGAGCUCCAAGGACAAGGAUCGCCAUCACAGCAGUUCCAAAGACAAGAGUUCUUCGCACAAGUCUUCAAGUAGGGACAAGGAUAGGCAUCGCGACAAAGACCGGCACAAGUCCAGCUCGUCCAAGGACAAGGAUAAAGAUAAGGAGCAUAGGAGUUCCAAAGAUCACAAGUCCAAGGAUAAGGACAAGAGCAAGGAACAUAGGGAUAAGGAUAGGAGUAAGGACAAGGAUAAAGAUAGACAUAGACACAGCAGUUCCAGCAAAGAUAAACAUCGUGAUAAAGAACGUGAAAAGGACAGGGAUAGAAAAGAUAGAAAAUCGGACAAAUAUAAAGAUGAAUCUCUGGAAAAAAUUGACGUUGAAAUCAAGGCUGAACCGGAAUCACAACAGAAUGGCAGCAGUUUCUAUCACGAAGAUGAAAAGAAGGUAGAAAUCCUUCCGGAAUAUGAAGAAGACAAGUAUGCAGCGCAGAUGAACAGCUCGCAAGCGUCGAGUUGCGAUUACAAUUUGUCGCAAUUUAAAGACGAGCCGAAGUUUGAAGCCGACGAGGAGCCCGAAGAGGAACCUGAAGAUGGUGAUUCUGAGGAGGAUAAACCAUUGGCGAUGCGUUUGGAAACAUCUAAACGGAAAUACGAUAGUGAAGAGGAUGAAAAGCCACCGGUGCAAUCGAAGAAGGCGAAAAAGUCCAAAUCGAAAAAGCGCUCGCACUCGGAAGAUAACGAUGACUAUGAAGACGUGAAGCCAAUUAAGAAAGAGAAGAAAAAGUCGAAGUCUACGCCAGCGGUUGUCAAGAAAGAACCAGCUGGCAGUCCGAAGAAACGUAAGAAUAAGGCCGAGGAGGAGCAGGAGGUGUGGAAAUGGUGGGAGGAAGAAAAACGCGAUGAUGGUAAAAAGUGGAAGUUCCUUGAACAUAAGGGUCCAGUAUUUGCGCCGCCGUACGAAGGCAUUCCAAAGAGUGUUAAAUUCUAUUAUGAUAAUGAAGAGAUGAGUCUGAGCGAGGAGGCCGAGGAGGUCGCCGGCUUCUACGCGCGAAUGUUGGACCAUGACUACACCACCAAGGAGGUUUUCAAUACCAACUUCUUCAAGGAUUGGCGCAAGGUGAUGACUGACAGCGAGCGCAAACGCAUUACCGAUUUAAAGAAAUGCAACUUUAAGAAGAUGUACACGUACUUUAUGGACAUGGCGGAGAAGAACCGCAACCGCACCAAGGAAGAAAAACUUGCUUUAAAGGAGAAGAAUGAAGAAAUUCUAAAGGAGUUUGGUUUCUGCACCAUUGACGGGCACAAGGAAAAGAUUGGUAACUUUAAAAUUGAACCACCGGGUCUUUUCAGAGGUCGUGGUGAACAUCCGAAGAUGGGCAUGUUGAAAAAACGCGUCCGACCUGAAGAUGUUUUAAUCAACUGCAGCCAAGAUUCAGUUGUGCCCAAACCACCUCCAGGUCACAAAUGGAAGGAGGUGCGGCAUGAUCCAACUGUGACGUGGCUCGCCUCAUGGACGGAAAACGUACAGAAUCAAGUAAAGUACGUUAUGUUGAAUCCCAGUUCCAAGCUGAAGGGCGAGAAGGAUUGGCAGAAGUAUGAGAUGGCGCGCCGUCUGCACAAGUGCAUCGACAAGAUUCGUUCGGAGUAUAAAGAUGGCUGGAAGUCGAAGGAGAUGCGCAUUCGUCAGCGCGCUGUCGCGUUGUAUUUUAUCGAUAGGUUAGCACUUAGGGCGGGUAACGAAAAGGACGAGGACCAGGCGGAUACAGUCGGUUGCUGUUCGCUGCGCGUCGAACACAUUCAACUGCACGAGCAGAAGGACAACAAGGAGUCGGUGGUUGUGUUUGACUUUCUCGGUAAGGAUUCAAUUCGCUAUUACAAUGAAGUACCGGUGGAGAAGCGCGUCUUUAAGAAUUUACAACUCUUUAUGGAGAAUAAGUCACCGGGCGAUGAUCUCUUUGAUCGGCUGAACACUGCCGUUAUGAAUAAACAUCUCAAUGAACUCAUGGAGGGCCUCACGGCGAAGGUCUUCCGUACAUACAAUGCGUCAUUCACGCUGCAACAGCAGCUGAAUGAGCUUACGAACGAGGGCGAUUCACUCUCGGAAAUGAUUCUGUCCUAUAAUCGCGCCAAUCGUGCGGUGGCGAUUCUCUGUAACCAUCAACGUGCUGUGCCGAAAGGCCACGAGAAAUCCAUGGAGAAGCUGAAAGAGAAGAUUGACGCCAAACGUGAUCAGAUUAAAGACGCUGAGCGCGGUCUAAAGGACGCAGCCAAGGAUGCCAAACAUGGUAGCGUCAAAGAGAAGCAAAUCUACGAUAAAAAGAAGAAGCAAUUGGAGAAGAUGCGCGAACAACUCACGAAACUCGAAAUUCAGGAAACCGAUCGUGAUGAAAAUAAGACGAUUGCACUCGGUACGUCAAAGUUGAAUUAUUUGGAUCCGAGAAUAUCGGUGGCGUGGUGCAAGAAGUACAAUGUGCCCAUCGAGAAGAUCUACAACAAGACGCAGCGCGACAAGUUCCGCUGGGCGAUUGACAUGGCCGGACCCGACUAUGUCUUUUAAAAGAAUUUAAGAAUUUUUUGCGUGUGUUCGCAUUCUCCCAACAACCCCCUCAUAAUGAUGUAAUGUAUGUUAAUUAAGUAAUUCCCUGUUUUAUUGCAUCAAUGAAACAGCAACUAUGUUUACGUUGUUCACACGACACACAUACACACACAGACAGCGUUCUUUUUUCGGAGACUUGUGAGUUGAAAGUUUUGGUAAAUAAUUUAAGUGAUGCCGAAAAAUUGAUGAAGACAUUCGUGAGUGACUUAUAUUUAAAGAUUUAAAAGAAUUAGGGCUAUAGCAAAUGCAGCAGCGGCGCGACAACAUUGUAUGCGAUAUCGUAAUUUUAUUUAUCUUCUUUUUUAUAUGACGCAUGAGGAAUUAGUAAGUGAUGAAAACGAAACAAAAAGCAAAAAGUGACGAUUAGAACGAAUUGGAAGCGUAGCGGAAUAUUAAUUAAUCAUUUUAAUACUGUGUCUGUAGAUAUUCAUACGGAUUAAUAUUAUUAUUAUUAUUAGGCGACCAAAAUAGAAGGAAAACUUGAAAAAAAUGUGUAUAUUAUUAUAAGCUGCACUUGGUUGCGCAAUAAUAUUGAAUGUCUGAAGACACCAUUAUU